Molecule: messenger RNA, 3552 nt
Organism: Symbiodinium sp. CCMP2592
Lineage: Eukaryota; Dinophyceae; Suessiales; Symbiodiniaceae
Source: the annotation of a GenBank genome assembly
AUGGCCCUCUUCCGUGGACGCCUCGCUUUCAUGGUGCUCGUGCUCCUGGCGGUGAACUUUCUUCGCUGGUGGCAUGGGGAUGAUGAGGUGAUCUUGGCAGUGGCAGCACAACCCGGCGACUAUGACGACGAGUUCAACGAGCACCUCUACCACACAACCUGGGGAGAGACGACGUUGACUUCACAAGCCCAAUGGGAGAGCGAAUGGGGGAGCACGCAACUGGACGCGGAUAAUCUACCAGCUCCUCCCGAACCAACUGCCCUUCCUGCUACUUCGCUGUCCUCCUCUUUGGCGCCUGAUACCGUGCCACACCAGAGUGAGGAACAUGGGAUGAAUGUUGCAGGACAGGUGGCAGGACCGGCCCUUUCAGUUGACGACCUCCUCGACUACGAAGACUAUGUUGAGCGCUACCUGCGGAGGGUGGAAGAUCCUGAACCACGUGCUGCUCAUGGAGAAGACGCCCUCGCACCACCUGGGGACAGUCAAGCAACUGUGGCCACUCCGGUUGACUGGGAGGAACAAGAGUCUACAGUCGACGAGGAGGAAGGCUGGAUUCGGCGAAACGGAGAAUGGAAACGUGGUCGUGACCGCUGGCACAAUCGCGAUGGGUCCCUCAAGAAUCCGCCGAGCAGACAGCACACUUGGGAUCCAACCAACCUGUGGCCAUGCAGCUGGGACGACUUCCCACCUGAAGGUGCAACAUCAUCCUCCUCCUCUUGGGGCGACACUGGCAUUGAGGAAGUGCCUCUUCCUGAAGGGAGACCUCUUCUGUCGGGUGAGCUUACAACCAUCGAUGAGCAUGAUGCUGAUGCUCCUCUGCCCUCUCAGACGAGAACAAUGGAUGAAGCGGACCAGGCGGGUGGCAGCACCUAUGCCACUGGGUUCUACAGGAAUGGUGAGUGGAUCCCACGUGAGAGGACGCCACAGGAGUUGAGAUUCCAUACUGGAGGCCAAGGUUCGGUGCGAAAGGCGAAAAGAGAGGAGAGCGACCUCUGGUUCUUCGUCGUCCUCGUGGAAUUCUGGGACCUCACCGUCAUGUUCUACUUCCACGACAACUGGGUCGACUUGUUCCUCUGCCGUGACCACGGGGUUGACUACAAGCACCAGCACCUCCAGGUCGAGCUCUUCGUCUUCCACCAGCUCUUCAUCUCCUUCACCCUCCUGUUUGCCAGCCACAACGACAACCGGAUCGACUAUGUCUUCCUUGAGCUGUUCGACUACGAGCUCUACUACCUGGAGUUGAUUGGCUACGACCUUGGCGAUUUCAACUACGAGCCCGACUAUCACUUCCUGGAGCUGUUCGACUACGAGCCCGCCUACAUCAUGCUCUUUCCUUCCUUGUCCAAAGACCCGUCGGUGAUGGGAACGGAGACUGAGGAUGUGACCUUCAUGCAGCUCUCAGGCUCGGAGCGUGCCUCCCUUCAAGAAGCUGGGCUCAGGGAAGUGCAGAUGCAGAGGCUUGAGGCCUUGAUGGAAUGCUUGGACGAGUUCCAAGAACGAGGUCUUGGGCCUGAAUCGCGAUGGGGGCUUCGAUGUGCACUUCGUCGGUGUGAUGGCCUCAGCGAGUUGCUUGACCGCCUCCUUGGCAUCCUCGAACGGAGAAUGAGGGUCCGUGGCUUCUGGCCUGUCAGUCGGGUACCUGCUACGGACCGCGAUUGUGAACGCUGGUGGACGUGGGCGAGGCAAUUUUCACAGGUGGUACAAGAAGCGGUCCAAGGACAACUUCAGACGCCGCUUGGACCACCUGAUCUUGAUGAACACCUUCGUUCUCAUGAGUCCGAAGGUGGAAUUGAGAGCGCUGCUGGCAUGGGGUGGCUAGGCAGGUCUGGCGGGGCGGCCUCAUCCACCGAUCGUCCGGUCAUCGUCAUCCCGUACAUGCGUCGCCGACGGGACGCCCCAGCUUCGCCAGCGAGAGCAAGUCGUUCGGUGUCCAGAUCGCCCAGACGGAACCCUGCCAACUCGGAGAUCAACGAAGACAUGUCGGGGCAUGACUCUGCACGCAGUGCCAGCGUCGACUUGGAGGCCUCCUCGGACGGUGAGCCCUAUUCAAUGGACUCGUCGCAUGCACUUGAUGAACAUGGAGUACUAGUUGAAGUGCCGCCACAGACUGGACCGGGUCCUUUCGGUCCCCCUCCUCCGCAACCAGUGAAUCACCCCCUGGCACCCACGGAACUUAUGGGUAUUUGGAGAGAACCGGAAGAGGAGCCUGGACCGUCUACUACGACCUUGACCUCUAUCACUGGGGAGACUUUGGCUUUGUCCUCUACUUCCACAUUUGGGGACGCAGAAGCUGAUGGUCUUGAACUGAUGCAGGAGUCUUUCGUCCUCGAGCCGGGUGACCAAUGGACAUUGACCUCGACGUCAACGAGUACACAAGUGAUGCCCGCCGAUAUCGUCAGGAAUGCCACCAACAAUGCCCUGGCACUAUGCACUCGCGCGGACACCUUGGAGCUCCUCCGACGUCUCCUUCGUCGGUGUCGUCACAUGCAACACUGCUCGCGUCUACUCCUUGAUGCUGUUGAGGAGGCACUGCAGUGGGUGGAGUUGCCGGAGUCGGCUCUUCCUCUCAAUGCGGGCAUCGCCGAUCGCGUGGUGUGGGGCGAGGUUUCGAGGCAAGUCGCUCACGGAUCGUCCGCCACCCCUGAUCGCCCGACUCACUGGGUCACUGAUCCCAGUGUGGUGCUUCAGCCUGGCCUCCCACGUGACGUUGAUGAACUACGGAGUGCCCUUCCUGGGAUACCUGAUCAUGUCGCUGCUGGUUAUCGUCGAAGAGCUUGGAGGCUACAUAUCCAUGAGUUAUAUCGUGCUCUUGGUCGUGAUAGCCCGCGGGGCAACUGGCCGGCAGAGGAGGACCGAGACCUCUUCUUGGUGCAACAGUCGUUGGAGCAGGAAGUCGAUAACUGGCCAGCUUCAGCAACCAGGCCGUCCUUGAGUUCUGUUACCAUCGCUGGUCGGCGACGUGGACGUCUUCCUCGGCCAGUUCCGACCCGGAUGCCAACACAGGUAAACCCCCUGCUGGAAAUGGUUGAUGGUGUUCAGAUGGGGAUGAGCUCUGCGGCACCAACUGUGUCUCUGACUGGAACGAGAAAUCGUAGCAGAAGCCGUGAUGCACAUCGUGAUGGUCCUGGUGUACCUCGUGGUGUUCUUCCUGAUGGUCUUCCUUCUCCUGUAGGUGUACUUUCGCCGGAAGCAGCACAUUCACCUGAAGAACCAGGUUCGCCGGAAGAUGAUCGUCGACCAGAAGGGCUCCGUUCUCCGCAAGUUGCAGGAUCUCAACAGGAUGGUCCAGACAUUAUGCUGCAGGAAGGGUACACAUCCGAGGAUACCACGUUGUCUGUCAUGAACGAGGGUGCCUUCUCUACUGCUGCCGCUUCUGCCUCGGACCUUGGAGUCGUUCAUGGUGCAGUUCUUCGUCGUCAGCCCUAUGAUGUGUUCACGGGUGAGCCUCCAGUCGAUGAAGGAAAUUUUCCUCGUCGUCGGCAAGUUGGUCGCUACUAUCGUCGUCGUCGUGUGGAGUCGCGGAAUGCAAAGUUCGAGCAAUCUGAGCAGUGA